CUAACUACUCAUGGGAGCUCUGCUUUGUAUGUCCUCGAACUUCCGUCUUUACAGUUAAUUCGCGUGAUCUGGAGUCUGGUCGACGAAGAGGGAAAGCGCCGAAUCAGCUUCGACUUAGCGGCGGAUAGGGGCAAUGUGCAAUAGCGAGCAAGAUGACGUGGGAGGCUCCCAUGAGUUGCCACAGAAUUGUUACCCCUCGGCAGUACACAAUCGAGUACCACAUCACCGGGAACUGGCGGCAGGCGGAGAACUACCUGAUGCGGUACGAGUACAUUCCCUCCGGUAAGACGUCUGGCUCGGGCAUCCUGAACUCGUGCUCGGACCCGACAGUGCCCGAGGGCGACCAGUGCUCGGGGCGCGGGUUCUGCAAGCCGCUGAACUCCAACAGCCAGCAACUGCACACGGCGGCCUUCUGCAAGUGUGACCGUGACUGGACGGACCCCGAGUGUUCGACCCGCCGCAAGUCGCAGGCGAUCACAUUCUUCCUGUCCCUCUUCGGCGGCUUCCUCGGCCUCGACUACUUCUACCUGGGCUUCCCCGCCUGGGGCGUCGCCAAGCUGCUGACGCUCGGGGGGUGCGGCGCCUGGUGGCUCACGGACAUCGUGCGCUCAGGCUCGGGCCCCAUCUACGCGGUGGACCACCGAGUGGCGGCGGAUCUCCAGCACUGGGUGUUCGUGCUGGCUUGCAUCUCCCUCUUCCUGGUUCUCGGCUUCGUGAUCGCCCUGGAGUCCUACAACAGGCAGCGCAGCCAGAAGCGCCGGGAUAUCACGAUGCUGCACGCCGCGCAGGACGAGGCCUACUUGGCCCGCAAGGAGGGGCGGCUGCUCGGGCCGCGGCUGGCGCGGUACCCCGGCGACUACGGCUCCGCGUACUGACCUGGUGGGCCUCCCUCUCCUCGGCGGCGCCUCCGGGGGCGGACCGCGUGUGUACCUUCACGGGUGCCGUCUCGGGGGCACCUCCCUCGCUGUCCCUGCCACCCGCCUGCAGUCCUCAAGACUUCACGGAUCGAUUCCGCAGCUCCCCCUCCCCAAUCCGUCGAGUAGGGGAUCGAUUGCAGAAUUGAUGGGCCC
This is a messenger RNA of Prorocentrum cordatum, 1070 nucleotides long. Lineage: Eukaryota; Dinophyceae; Prorocentrales; Prorocentraceae. The record is from the annotation of a GenBank genome assembly.